Gongylonema pulchrum is the source of this 759-nucleotide messenger RNA. The record is from the annotation of a GenBank genome assembly. Lineage: Eukaryota; Metazoa; Nematoda; Chromadorea; Rhabditida; Gongylonematidae.
AUGACUGCUCGAAAAGUUGCACUUUAUGGAUUAUUGAUUAAAUCGUGUCGUUCUUCUUCCAUUGCACUCCAGAGCAGCCGAAGAAAUUUGUGCUUUAAAUUCUCUGACGAACAACUGCAACUUGACGAAGCAGCUAAGAAAUUUGUAGCUGAUGAAAUUAUUCCAGUAGCUGCUGAAUAUGACAAAACGGGUAAAUAUCCACGGGAUGUACUCAAGAAAGCUCAUGCUAAUGGAUUUUUGAAUACGAUGUCUUACGCGGUAACCGAACCUGGUGCCGGAUCGGAUGUAGCCCGGACUCGAACACGAUCCGAGAAAAAAGGUGACGAGUACGUGAUCAAUGGAUCGAAGAUGUGGAUUACGAACGGUGGAGUAGCAAACUGGUUUUUCGUGCUCACUCGUAGUGACCCGGAUCCGAAAACCUCAGCCAGCAAAGCUUUUACCGCAUUUGUGGUCGAUGCCGAUACACCGGGACUAAGCUGUGGUAAAAAGGAGAUAAAUAUGGGGCAGCGCGCAUCGGACACUCGAGCAGUAACAUUCGAAGACGUUCGAGUGCCAAAAUCACAGAUGGUGGGUGGCCCUGGCGAAGGCUUCAAAAUUGCCAUGAAAACAUUCGAUACCACCAGGCCUCUGGUAGCAGCAAUGGCCGUUGGAUUAUCGGCACGUUGUCUUGACGAAGCUAGCAAAUAUGCGCUAGAAAGAAAGGCUUUUGGCACACAAAUUGCUAAUCACCAGGUUUGUUACAGCAUCCGAAGGGUCUAG